AUAACAACACAACACGUGUCAUUCAGUAACAACGUGCUGGCACGUUCACGUAAUAAUAAUACAGUACCAAAAAUGAAAAGCCGAAAUUAGUUUCCCCCAUUUUCCAUCAUCAUUUUCCCCUUUUCCCCCAUUAAUUCCCAAUCUCCAUGGCUGAGCUCAAAGAAACUUACGCAUGUAUACCUUCAACUGAACGAGGUCGGGGCAUUCUCAUUUCGGGUGACCCGAAAUCCAAUUCAAUUCUUUAUUGUAACGGACGAUCCGUUAUUAUUCGGUACCUUGAUCGCCCUCUCCAUGUUGCUGUUUAUGGAGAACAUGCUUAUCAAGCUACGGUUGCUAGGUAUUCACCUAAUGGUGAGUGGAUCGCUUCUGCUGAUGUUUCAGGUACGGUUCGGAUCUGGGGGACCCACAAUGAUUUUGUUCUUAAGAAAGAGUUUCGGGUUUUAUCUGGUCGGAUCGAUGAUCUUCAAUGGUCUCCUGAUGGUAUGCGUAUUGUUGCUUCUGGUGAUGGCAAGGGCAAAUCUCUUGUUCGUGCCUUCAUGUGGGACUCGGGAACAAAUGUGGGUGAAUUUGAUGGCCAUUCGAGGAGAGUUUUGAGUUGUGCUUUUAAGCCCACUAGACCAUUUCGCAUAGCCACAUGCGGAGAAGACUUUCUGGUGAACUUUUAUGAAGGACCCCCAUUUAAAUUCAAGCUGUCUCACAGGGAACAUUCAAAUUUUGUUAAUUGUUUGAGGUUCUCUCCAGAUGGUAGCAAGCUUAUCAGUGUAAGCUCUGACAAGAAGGGUAUUAUCUAUGAUGCCAAAACAGGAGAUAUAAUUGGAGAGCUGUCGUCUGAGGAUGCUCAUAAAGGAAGUAUAUAUGCUGUUUGUUGGAGUCCUGAUAGUAAGCAGGUGCUCACAGUCUCUGCUGACAAGUCGGCAAAAGUAUGGGACAUAUCUGAUGAUGGAAAAGGGAAAUUGAAGAAAACAUUGUCUUCCCCUGGUUCAGGUGGAGUUGAGGACAUGCUAGUUGGCUGUCUCUGGCAAAAUGACCAUCUUGUUACUGUUUCUCUUGGAGGAACUAUUUCCAUUUUCUCAGCAAGUGAUUUGGAAAAAUCCCCCGUGUCAUUUUCUGGACACAUGAAAAAUGUUAAUUCCUUAGCUGUCCUCAAAAGUGACCCGAAAAUCAUAUUGUCUAGCAGUUAUGAUGGUUUGAUUGUUAAAUGGAUUCAAGGCAUUGGAUAUAGCGGAAAAUUAGAGAGGAAGGUGAAUUCUCAAAUCAAAUGCUUUGAAGUCGUGGAAGGAGAAAUCGUGUCAUGUGCAUUUGACAAUAAGAUCUGGAGAAUAUCUCUGCUUGGAGAUCAAUGCGGAGAUGCAAAUUCUAUAGAUGUUGGCAACCAACCUAAGGACUUGAGCCUUGCCCUUAAUUCUCCUGAAGUGACUUUAGUUUCUAUUGAAACUGGAGUUAUUCUUCUCAAUGGUACAAAAGUGCUGUCAACCAUAAGCCUUGGAUUUACUGUGACAGCAUCUGCUAUUUCACCUGAUGGAACUGAAGCUAUAGUGGGUGGUGAGGAUGGUAAACUGCAUUUGUAUUCGAUCUCGGGUGAUACUCUGAAUGAAGAGGGUGUCCUUGAAAAACACAGGGGAGCUAUUACUGUUAUUCGGUACUCUCCAGAUGUUUCCAUGUUUGCAUCAGCAGAUGUGAACCGAGAAGCUGUUGUCUGGGAUCGUGCAUCUCGCGAGGUGAAACUUAAGAAUAUGUUAUACCACACUGCCCGAAUAAAUUGCCUGGCUUGGUCACCUGAUAACACCAUGGUAGCUACUGGAUCUCUAGACACGUGUGUUAUCAUAUAUGACAUCAGCAAGCCAGCGUCUAAUCGAAUCACAAUCAAAGGAGCUCAUUUGGGUGGGGUAUAUGGAUUGUCUUUUACUGAUGAACACAGUAUAGUGAGUUCUGGCGAGGAUGCUUGUGUUCGUGUAUGGGGAAUCACUCCACAGUAAUUGAGAUGUUUUGAGUUGACAAGAGUUGGUGAUAAGCAAUUGAGUUCAUAUUUUCACAUUAGGUUGCAGUUUGAGCAUUGAAAUGUUGGUUGGUGUCAACUCGGGAUUGCUCUAUGAGUGGUGCCACUAGUUGUAAUCAUGGUAACAAAGAACCCCACUGAGUUAAGAUUUUUUCCCUAGAAUCAUCACUUCCCUAUACCCAAAAAGGGUACUCUUAUUUUCUCAUAGAUGGGGCAAAAAAAUCAGAAAGUUCAAGUUGGAUUGUUUUCGACCAUGGAAAGCGUCACAUGCAGUGAAGUUGGGUGUUGUGGUCUUUUGUCCUGGUGCAUCCCAUGACCCUUUGGCCAGCCAUUAUGGUUAAAUUAUGGUUUUGCUUCUUAUUUUUGUAUAUGUAUGCAUUGAUUUUUUAUAUAUAAUUUGUCAUUCCAAGUAUAGGUUUUCGGGCACAAUUCCAAGUUUUGGUGCGACGAUGAUGCUAGUGUGAUCCUAUUGCUCUGGCUUUCUAUAGGGAUUUACAGUUUUUUGGUCUUAUUUGUAAGUUGUGACGUCUUUUCAGUUAUGUUGCCCUUUUAUUGUGCUACUUUUUCACGGGAAAUGAACAUCGUUCUGCCAACACUGCCACUGCUAUUUAAUGAAUUCUGUUAUUUUGUAUCCA
This is a messenger RNA of Capsicum annuum, 2631 nucleotides long. Its product is annotated as actin-interacting protein 1-2. Gene Ontology annotation, molecular function: actin filament binding. Bases 147 to 1976 code for a protein of 609 amino acids. The record is from RefSeq and is a predicted model, not a curated record. Gene Ontology annotation, biological process: actin filament depolymerization; positive regulation of actin filament depolymerization. The transcript has 6 exons. Gene Ontology annotation, cellular component: cortical actin cytoskeleton. NCBI's taxonomy places the organism in Eukaryota, Viridiplantae, Streptophyta, Magnoliopsida, Solanales, Solanaceae.